This is a messenger RNA of Entrophospora sp. SA101, 193 nucleotides long. The record is from the annotation of a GenBank genome assembly. Lineage: Eukaryota; Fungi; Glomeromycota; Glomeromycetes; Entrophosporales; Entrophosporaceae.
UGGUGAAUCUUCUUCAUCUUCAAAUGAUGAAAUCUUGUACACUAUGGAUGCAAAACCUCAUAAAUAUUCUACUGGUUAUGGAUGGACAACAACUAAUACAAAAGGUAAAAUCAAGGUUGAAAUCGAAGGCAAGGAAGUUGAAUUACCUGUAACCAUUAGUUUCAAUGUCACCGUUCAUGGUUCAAAGAAAUAA